AUGCGUCGAAAAACCUUCCUAACUUUUAAACUAGACCGAUUUAUAAGAUCGCUAUCGUCAGUCGAAAAAAGCCAAUUUUUUGCAACUUUUGUGAAAACUGCAAGAAAUUCACUUUUAGACGCCUGUGAUGUAAAAAUAGCACCAACUCAUCAAACUGUUGCGAUUGUGGGGGAAGAUGUAGAUGUGCUGGUGAUAAUGAUGGGUCUCAACACUUCUCCAAACGUCUAUCUGCUGAAGCCAGGGAAAGGGAAAGCACCUCAGUUGCUGUACCAACCACAGUCUGCAAUGAAACAAAAUCUUGCCAAGCACAUGAUGUUUCCGCACGCGAUGAGUAGAUGCGACUCGACCAAGGCAAGACUAAAUUCUUGA
This is a messenger RNA of Psylliodes chrysocephalus, 369 nucleotides long. The record is from the annotation of a GenBank genome assembly. Lineage: Eukaryota; Metazoa; Arthropoda; Insecta; Coleoptera; Chrysomelidae.